Closterium sp. NIES-67 is the source of this 6083-nucleotide messenger RNA. Lineage: Eukaryota; Viridiplantae; Streptophyta; Zygnematophyceae; Desmidiales; Closteriaceae. The record is from the annotation of a GenBank genome assembly.
UUCAUAACCUUGAAGCAGCGACAGAAGCACAACCCUCGAGUUUGUUCUCGUUCAGCAUCGUCCCAGCAGCAGCCUUAGAGUUGGUUCUCGCUCGACGAGUCCCGCGCUCCGUUCGUAUAAAACUAGCGAGUCACUUGUACCUACUCUAGCUUUCUCGGACGUCCGCUCGUCGCUCAUACAAACAUAUCGUUUCACCACAUCGGCGGAAUCUCUGUGCUUGAGGGCUGUCGGUUCAGAAACCUCGAAUAUUGGCAUUUCGAAUCGUUUCCACAACGACGGCGAUAUAGCCGAACCAUCUUUAGCCGCGUCAGUAAAACCCGACCUUUCCGGCGCGCGCCGAAUGCAUUAGUCCCUACCGGCGACGGCGACUGCGAUUUCGACUGCGACUGCGACAGUGUCAGCGACGGCGAUGGCAGCAGCAGACGGCGAGAACGAGGAGGUGAUGUACGACGAUAUCGGGAGCGACCUGGGGGGGAGUGAGAGCGACGAGGAGGCGGAGGAGGCGGACGAGGAAGGCGAGGAGGAGGGGGAGAGGGACGAGGAGGUGGACCUGGAGGACGGCAGCGACGCGGAGGGAGAGGCAUCGGCGGCGGCGGCGAAGGAGGGCUCUAAAGGGUCGCCAUUGUCGGAUCGCGAGGGGCCAUGGACGGACGACGAGGUGCAGGCGUUGGUGGACCACCUGGUUCUGCUGGAGGAACAGGCGGCAGAGGCGCAAGAGUCGUUGGAGGAGGAGUCUCUGGCUGCUGUGCGACGCAAUGUGGCGGAUGAGAUCCGCUCCUCGCGCCCCGACUGCUCCCCCGACCAGGUGGCAGUGCUGGUGGACGAGGAGAUGGCGACGCUGCAGGAGAUGUGGGAGAGGGAACUCAAUGCAUUGCUGGAUAAGAUAUCCGAGGCGCAGGAGUGUCUGGACGCUGUUCCCGGCGUUGAUCUGCCGGCCAUAUACGCGUUCAUCGAGGCCCACACGUCGUCAGCAGCACGCACGGCCGCGUGGAGGGAGCGCUCGCACUGGAUCACUGACCCUAAGCGCAACGCCGCCAAGGCUGAGGCUCGGCGCAAGCGGGAGGCUUGGAGGAGGGCCGAGGCUCGGGCGGCGGAGCGGAGACGGAGCAAGCGGGAGGGCAAGAGGAAACGGGAGGACGAGGGGGGGAAGGAGGGAGAGGGGAGAGGGGGAGAGAGUGAGGAGGAAGAGGAGGAUGAGGAUGAGGAGGAGGAGGAGGAGGAGGAGGAGGAGGAUGAGGCGGAUUGGGUGGGGGCUGCUGAGAAGGUUCUAUCCAAGGCGCGGCCGGUGUUAGAAAAGAACGGCGGGCCUGCGGCGUUUGGAGCGAGUGGGUAUCUGGAGCACCUGUUGCACGACUGUGAGGCGAAGAUGGUCGACGCAGCCACUAAGGCUGCGACUGACGCCCUCCAGGCAGACACGCCAACAGCGGCUGACGCAGCAGCAGCAGCAGGAGCAGCAGGACCAGCAGCAGCAGCCGCUGCAGCUACUGAUGCGGACAGCAAUGAGGAUGGUGCAGGUGUGAGUUGUAAAAAACAGGAGACAGAAGCAGAAGCCGCAGCAGCAGCAGCAACUGGAGCAGGGCAGCGACAAAGCGCAUCACGAGCAGCAGCAGCGGCAGCCGUGCUCAAGACAUGGAACGUAUUCGAUUCAGCCGUGGCUAAAGCUGUCUCUCUCGCCAGCGCUUCUGCAGCAGCAGCCGCAGCGGCAGCAGCGGCCGCUGGGGGGGGCGCAGGGAAAGGAAGGAAGAGCAGCAAAGCUGCUGCUGCAGCAGCAGCGGCAGCAGCAGCCGCGGCAGCAGCUGCUGUGGCUGCUCGGCCGGAGUUUGAGGCGCUGAGGGUGUAUGCGGCAGGGACGCCUAGUGAUGCGGCCGCUCUGGAGUUAGACGCGAAGGUGGAAGAGAUAGCUGAUUUGAAGGUGGAGAAGGAGGUGAAGGUUGCUAUGGCGGUGAUGGAGGAAGGGAAGACGGGGCUCACGCCGCAGCAGAUCGCCAGCAUGGUUAAGAUUGGCGAUGAGGACGAUGAGAAGAAGAUGAAGCGAGCGAGGAGGAGGGUCCGGGAGCGGGUGAAGCGGCAGCAGCAGAGGCAGAAGCAGCAGCAGCAGGGGCAGGAGGGGGCAAAAGAGGGUGCUGUCAAUGGCAAGCAGGGCGCAGCAGAGAAAACGUCACCAGGGAAAGCACAGGUUGCUGGGGAGAGCAAGGGGGGCAGCGGGGAGGGAGAGGAGGAGAGGGAGAGAAAACGGCCACGGGUGGUGCUGGUGGUGUCCAGUGACAGCAGCGAGGGCAGCGACAGUGAGGGUGUGGAGGUGAUUCUUAGCGGCAGCAAUCAUGGCAGUAGGAUGGAGGUGGAUGACAAGGUAGUGGACGUCGACAGCCAAGAGUCGGACGACGUGAUCGUGGUUGGGGAGACGCCUAGGAGGACAGACCUUAGGGGGGCGGCUCAGGAUGCAGUGAAGGGAUCAGGUUUUGUGGCGCGGGCAGGGAAGACGAAGGGGAUGAAGGAGGGUGGGAAGGAGGAGGAGGCGGAAGAGGAGGAGCAGUGUGUGAUCCGCUGCACGGUAUGCGGGCUGGAAGCACCAGCCAAGAAGGCCCGUGUGCAUAGCACCCUGUCAGUCCCCCUCUGCCGCGCCUGCCACGUGUCACGAAUCAACGUGACCUUCUCUGUUGACCAAUCGGACGGCACAGAGCAGCAGUGCCACUGGUGCGGGCUAGGAGGGCACUUGCUGCUCUGUGACACGCCUGGCUGCCGCUACACGUUCUGCCGCAGCUGCAUCCUCAGGAACUUCGGUGCUGCGGAGUACAGAAGGAUAGAGAGCUCUGACGCGGAGGGGGGGAAUCCGUGGAAUGGCACUGGCAGCAGCAAGCGCAGGAGGCGGGCGCAGAUCAUAAGCGAUGAUCAGCUGGGAGCCAAGACGCAGCAGGCGCUGGAGCGAGAACGGCGCCGGCGGGAGCAGGAGGAGGAGUGGCGGAGGAUGAGGGAGGAGCGGGAGAAGAUGAAGGAGCAGCCGCUGUGGAGGCAGAGGAGGCGCAGGAGAAUGAUGGAGGAAGGGAAGGGCGGGGAGGACGAGGAGGAGGAGGAGCAGGUGCAGGAGGACGGGUGUGUGGUGAUCAAUAAGCUGCGGGCGCUGUCUGAGCCUGCCGUGCGCAUUCAUCCCUUCCUGUCGGAGUCACUCAAAGACCACCAGGUGGAGGGCGUGCGUUUCAUGUGGCAGAACUGCAUCCACAGCAUGGCGCUGGUGCAGGGCGGCGACCCCGGGUUCGGGUGCAUCCUGGCGCACUCCAUGGGGCUGGGGAAGACCCUCCAGGUGAUCACCUUCGUUCACACGGUUCUCAACCAGUUCCACCAGCACGGGCUGCGCACCGUGCUCGUGGUGGCGCCUGUCAACGUGCUGCACAACUGGAAGGAGGAGUUCCGCAGGUGGAUGCCAGUGGUUGGGAGCGGUGCUGCUGCCGGGGGAGAAGGAGGGAAGGGAGGAGGAAGGGGAGAAGGAGGGGGGGUAGGAGGGGGAGUGGGAGCGGGGGUUGGAUUGGCAGGGCCAGCGUCGUGGUCUGGGCCGAAGGGCGGCCAGGAGGAGCAGAGGGAGGAGGUGGAGAUACCGGUGUAUCUGCUGGACGAUGCUGGCAGGACGAACGCGGAAAGGGCGCGGCAGCUGCGGCGGUGGAAGGAGGGGGGCGGCGUGAUGCUGAUCGGCUACCAGGCGUUCCGCCUGCUGUGCCUGGGCACGCACGUGCAGAAGGAGCAGCUCCGACAGACCUUUAGAACGUGCCUGCAGGACCCCGGUCCAGAUCUCCUGGUGUGCGACGAGGCGCACACGAUCAAGAACGACAAGGCGGACACCACCAUCGCGCUCAAGUGCGUGCGCACCAAGCGCCGCAUUGCGCUCACGGGGUCGCCCCUGCAGAACAACCUUACUGAGUACUACUGCAUGGUGGACUUUGUGCGAGAGGGCACGCUCGGCACGCCACAUGAGUUUAAGAACAGGUUUGAGAACCCCAUAAUCAACGGGCAGCGAUCAGACUCGGACAAGUCCGACGUUAGGUUGAUGCGGCAGCGCUCGUACGUGCUGGCGAACCUGCUCAAGGGUUUCGUGCAGCGCCGCUCCGCGGAUGUGGUGGCCCAUGAGCUGCCCAACCGCUUUGUGUACGUGCUCGCCGUGCGCCUCUCCCCGCUGCAGCGCAACCUCUACCUCCGCUUCUUGGCGUACCGCAAUAAUGCUGUCGCUGCCGCUGCUGCUGGCGCUGCUGGUGCUGCUGCUGUGGGUGCCGCCAAAGCUUCUGCCGCCGCUGCUGCUGGCGCUGCAAUAGGUUCAUCACCCACCCCCAACGGAGCUCCCUCCAUCUCCCCACCGCCGCCUGGCACCUCGUCUCCCAUCUCCCCUCGCCCGCACCCACCUGGCUCCGCCUCGGCCCCAGUCUCCUCCCAUCCCUCUACAUUUGCCUCUGCUCCCUUUGCCUCCUCUGCUCCUCGCACCUCCCCCAAGCUCGCUGCCUGCUCUAGUGGACGGCUCUCGCCCUCGGGAAGGAAAGCAGCAGACGCUGGUGGUGGUGCUGGUGGUGCUGGCGGUGGUGCCGGCGGUGGUGGUGCUGGUGGUGCUGGCGGUGGGGCGGCAGCAGUGGGGGUUGCCGAUGACAAGAGGAGGAUGCUCUUCGUUUCGUAUGCUGCACUUGCCAAGGUGUGGACGCACCCGUUCAUCCUCACCAUGCGGCGCCAGGAGGCGGAGGAGCCUGAGGCAGACGCCGACACGCCUGCUGAUGCCGCCUCGCCUCUAUCCACACCCGCUGCUGCUGCGGCUGCGGCUGCUGUGUCCGCCCUUGACAAUUCGUGGUGGCAGGAGGAGGAGGAGGCGAUACGGCAGGGCGGGUUAGGGGUGAGUGGGAAGCUCACCCUAGCGCUGGACAUACUCACGCAGGCGGCAGCUCUGGGCGACAAAGUGCUCUUCUUCUCGCAGUCGCUGCUUACCCUCGACCUGCUCGAGUUGCUGCUUGCUGAUAUGCACGACCCACCGGCACCGGGUGCUGGGGUUGCUGGUGGUGGUGGUGGUGGUGAUGCUGGUGCUGGUGUGGGCGCCAAGUGGACGGCAGGCGUGCAUUGGUACAGGAUCGACGGGUCAGUAAGUGCAGCGCGUCGGCAGAACAUAGUGAACCGGUUCAACGAGCCGCGCACGAACAAGCAGGCGCGGUGCGUGCUCAUCUCCACACGGGCGGGCUCCGUGGGGAUCAACCUGGUGGCCGCCAACCGCGUCGUGCUGCUCGAUGGGUCCUGGAACCCCGCGCACGACCUACAGGCCAUGUUCCGCGUGUGGCGGUACGGCCAGACCAAGGAGGUGUUUGUGUACCGCCUACUAGCAGCAGGCACCAUGGAAGAGAAGAUAUACAACCGACAGGUGGUGAAGGAGGGGCUAGCAGCGCGCGUGGUGGACGAGCAGCAGGUGGUGCGGCACUUCACCGACCGCGACCUGGAUGGGCUGUUCACGCUGGAUGAUGACGACGAUGCUGGUGCGCCGGCACACAAGCAGCACCACUCAGACUGGCAUGCAGAGAAGCAGCAGGGAGAGACGAAGGAGGGGGGGAAGAAGGGGGGGGAGAAGAAGAAGCAGGGAGAGAAGAAGGAUGGGGAGAAGCGGGGAGAGAAGGAGAAGGGCGAGAAGCGAGAAGGAGAGGGGCGCGGGCCAGUGCAGGCAGAAGGGGAAAUAGCAGAUGCUAUCAUGAGGAAGAUCCUCGCAGAUCACAAAGCAAAGUGGAUUGCUAGGUGGCACGAGCACGAACCUUUGCUACGUGAGGUGGAGCAUCAGCUGACCAAGGAGGAGCAGGAGACAGCUAUGAAAUCGUACUGCGAUGCGGAGGACAAGGAGACGAUAGAGAACACUAAAUUGCUACAUCUUGGCUGCACAUUUCAACCAGGACAGUUUAUCCUGCUCCCCCCUCUUGGUGCUCCUGGCGUUGGUGCUGGUGGCUUUGGUGGCGGUGCUGGUAUGGGGAAAGGCGCGAUGGGUAGAUAGUUGCAGGGAAGCGUGCUUGUGCAUUGGUUCUAAAUGUGUUCAUAUGUGUUCAUUGACUAGCAUUAAUGCGUGUAUUCCUCAUUUUCUUACA